UAUAAAGGUAAGGAAGAGUGAGGAGCAUUGAUUAAAGCCCAAACCACAAACACAUCACAGCGCACGUUAGCAAACAAAUCCCUGCAACUUCGCAUACAUACGUCGUCGCCUGCAAAUCGUAGAAGAGCAAGGUCCAAAUUUGCACACCGAAUCAAAGCUAGCAUCAAUGGCUCCAAAGCCAAAAGAGAAGCCGAAACCCUCGCAAUUGCAAGCUUCAAAGCCUGCAAUCGCCGUUGAAGAUCUAUUCACCACUCUCAAUCGGCACAUCCAACGGUCGGAGUACGAGCAAGCUGUCAAAGUCGCAGAUCAAGUUCUAUCAAUUGUCUCUAACGAUGAGGACGCGAUUCGUUGCAAAAUCAUGGCUUUAAUCAAGGCUGAUAGCAUCGAUGAAGCUCUUUCGACUAUUGAGUCUUCUCGAAGGCUUCCGAUUGAUUUCAAUUUCUUCAAGGCAUACUGCUUCUACAGACAAAAUAAGUUAAAUGAAGCUUUAGCAUCAUUGGAAGGCCAAGAGGGAAGUUCUGCAACUAUGCUGUUACAAUCUCAGAUUCUAUUUCAUUUGGGAAAAUUGGAUACAUCUUUGGAUAUUUAUCAAAAGCUUCAGAAAACCAAGAUAGAGUCAUUGGAGAUAAAUCUUAUUGCUGGUUUGCUUUCUGCUGGGAGGGCUUCCGAAGUGCAAGGAGUGAUGGAGGCUCUCAGAGUAAAAGCAACUAGCAGCUUUAAGUUGGCGUACAACACUGCUUGUUCAUUAAUUGAAAGGAAGAAGUAUUCAGAUGCAGAGCAACUCCUACUGUCAGCUCGAAGGUGA
Camellia sinensis is the source of this 805-nucleotide messenger RNA. The record is from RefSeq and is a predicted model, not a curated record. Lineage: Eukaryota; Viridiplantae; Streptophyta; Magnoliopsida; Ericales; Theaceae.